Penicillium pulvis is the source of this 4566-nucleotide messenger RNA. It is a transcript of the gene nte1, whose product is annotated as lysophospholipase. Lineage: Eukaryota; Fungi; Ascomycota; Eurotiomycetes; Eurotiales; Aspergillaceae. Gene Ontology annotation, cellular component: endoplasmic reticulum. The record is from RefSeq and is a predicted model, not a curated record. Gene Ontology annotation, biological process: lipid metabolic process. The transcript is spliced from 2 exons. The coding region runs from base 1 to 4566 and encodes 1521 amino acids. Gene Ontology annotation, molecular function: phosphatidylcholine lysophospholipase A1 activity.
AUGCCCGACCUAGCCCCAUCCCUCUCCUUGAGCCUAACGGCCACAACGGCCAUCACGGCCACAGCUUCACUGGUUUCUGCACCCUCCCUCGCUACCUCCGUCCUAUCCGCUGCAGAUAUUUCCUCCUUUUCCCCGCCCUUUCCGCCGCCAAUUCCGUCAACAAUGGCGGGGUGGAUCGGCUGGGUGUUUACCUUCACCUUCCAAGUCAUCCCCCGGGCUCUGUACUGGCUCAUCACCUUCACCACCAUUACACUGCCCACAUGGCUAUUUACGCUAUUUUCUAUGAGCCUCACCUUCACCAUGAACUUCACCACCCUCAUGUUGAUACUCCUGGCCGUGGUCUCGACCGUGAGCUGGUUCAUUCGCUACCGGUUUAUGAACAUGUACAGUCGCCUACCCCCGGAGCCCCAGCGCAAAGAAGCCCAGGUCGACCUCUUCCCCGAUACACAAGAUGGUGAUUCCAAACCUGGAUUGGCCAGCUACCUCGACGAGUUCCUGAGCGCGAUCAAAGUCUUUGGGUACUUGGAGCGACCGGUGUUUCACGAAUUGACUCGGACUAUGCAGACCAGAAAAUUGAUCGCCGGCGAGACCUUGAUGUUAGAGGAAGAGAAAGGCUUCUGUUUGGUGGUUGAUGGCCUGGUUCAGAUCUUCGUCAAAUCAAUUCGUGAGGGCAAGCCGGGGGUGGAAGAGAAUAUACAUCUGGAUGAUGUGACAUCGGAGGAUGAAGAGGACAAUUCAAACGGUCGCCAGGGAUAUCAACUGCUGACCGAGGUGAAGAAUGGCGCGUCCAUGUCGUCUCUCUUUUCCAUCCUGCAGCUGUUCACUGAAGAUAUUAAAUUGCGCAACACACAUAGCCCAAGCUCCCGCAGCUCGAGCGUAGCAACGCCUCAUACCCCACGAGCCCCGGACUCUCUUCCAGUGAGUCCUGGUAUCGACAUGCUCGGGAGCCCGCAGUCGAGAGCAGGUGAUUAUACCAAUUUGACGCCCGGUCUUAAUGGUCAUAGCGAUUCAUUACCGACAGUGCCUCCAUUGAACCUGGGAGAGAGCCAUGCUACUCUUCCUGGGCGACCCCAGCCGCAGUUGGGUCGGCCGUUUUCCAAGCGAAGAAAGUCGGUACAUCCAGAUAUUGUCGCCCGAGCCACGGUGGAUACGACCAUUGCAAUUAUUCCCGCCAGCGCGUUCCGUCGUUUAACUCGAGUUUACCCAAGAGCGACCGCCCAUAUUGUGCAAGUGAUUCUGACGCGUCUUCAACGAGUGACAUUCGCAACUGCCCACUCCUACUUAGGCCUAGGAACAGACGUGCUCGGCAUUGAGCGACAGAUGUCGAAAUACACCUCUCAUGAUCUACCCAAUGACCUGCGCGGCGGCGCUUUGGACCGGUUGAAGAACAAAUUUAUGCAGGAGCGAGACCGCCUCGGACCUGAAGAAGUCGGCAAGGGCAUCGCCCUGCAUAACCCGGCUGUUGGACGGAGGCGCCGUUCCAGCAGUUCCCUCCGAAAGGAAGCGAUUUUACAAGCUCGUAUGGAUGGAGGAAGCCGAACCCUCGCUCUGACACCCCAAAGGCGACCCCAACCUCGCUACACCGAACGCGAUUCGAAUGGAGUUAGCCCUGGUGAUUUGCUAUCUACAAUCCAGCUAUCCCGUUUUGGACCUCGUCACGAUACUAUGGGACAUAACCUUGCGAGUCCCUUGACGGAGCGAGAACGUCCUCUGUUUCGACCGGCUGCUGGCAUUGAUGGCCUCUCAGCAUCUCCGUUCCAGCGAAAGGAGUCAGUUGACGAAGAAACGCUGUUCCGCGAGUCGAUUCUGGAAUGUAUGAUGAAAGGUAUCGGUCUGAUGGAAAGUACAAGCGAUGCUCUUCGAAAAGGCAGCCAUGCUUCCGGUGAUGCAUCUCCCAGGCUGCUGUCGUACGACUCUCGGCGACAAAAGGCUGUGUUCUCUAAUGCAUUUGGCUUCAUCGAUCCAUAUGAAGAAUCCGGGGAUGGCGAGACGGAGUCCAUGAUGUCCAUGUCUGUGACCAGUGCCGGUGGAACAUCACCGGUGAUCAAUCUGCGCGAAGAGUUGCGCCACGACAUUGAAGUCGUCUACUUUCCACAAGGUUCAGUUCUUGUAGAACAGGGAGAGCGCCACCCGGGCCUUUACUACGUGAUUGACGGAUUUUUAGAUGUGGGUGUCCCGGUUAAUGAACGGGGGGAUGACCUCGUUGGCUCGUCACGUCCUUCUGCAUCGAAUCCACAGGAGGAGCUCUUCCCUCCAUUGGGCCGAACUACCACCGGAUCCUCACGUACUUCUGGCGCAACAGGCACAACAGACUCUCGCCGCAAGACCCAGUCGCGCAAGUCACUAUAUAUGAUCAAACCCGGAGGAAUGCAAGGGUAUGUCGGUGCCCUGGCCUCCUAUCGCUCAUACACGGACGUCGUUGCGAAGACAGAUGUCUAUGUGGGAUUUCUACCUCGUGCAUCCUUAGAGCGGAUUGCAGACCGAUACCCCAUUGCGCUAUUGACCCUGGCCAAGCGUCUGACAAACCUCCUUCCUCGUCUGCUCCUCCACAUCGACUUCGCACUGGAGUGGGUGCAGGUAGGCGCGGGGCAACCGAUCUACCACCAAGGAGAUGAGAGUGAUGCGAUUUAUCUUGUGCUGAACGGUCGUCUACGGUCUGUUUUGGAAGGUCCAAAUGGCAAGAUGACCGUGAUUGGUGAGUAUGGCCAAGGCGAGAGUGUGGGCGAACUCGAGGUUAUGACCGAAUCUACUCGGCCAUCAACCCUACAUGCAAUUCGAGAGACCGAGUUGGCAAAGUUUCCUCGAUCACUGUUCAAUAGUCUGGCUCAAGAGCAUCCAGGCAUCACUAUCCAGGUAUCCAAGCUGAUUGCUCAGCGCAUGCGUGACUUGGUAGCACACCCUCGGUCUGAGAAAGGAGUUGAACAAGCUCAUGUUGGCGGCGUCCAGACUGCGACAUCGAACGUUAAUCUCCGCACAGUUGCUAUCGUUCCAGUCACCGCAGGAGUUCCGGUAGUUGAAUUUGGUCAUCGGCUGCUGAAUGCCUUGCACCAGAUGGGUGUGCCAAGAGGCGUGACUUCACUUAACCAAGCUGCGAUUUUGAACCACCUAGGCCGCCACGCUUUUAGCAAGAUGGGAAAGCUCAAACUUUCGCAGUACCUGGCAGAUCUCGAAGAGAAGUAUGGAUUGGUGCUUUACAUCGCUGAUACCAAUGUCAAUGCGCCCUGGACACAAACCUGCAUCGCACAAGCAGAUUCUAUUUUGCUGGUGGGUGUGGCGGAGGCAUCAUCCAGAAUUGGAGAAUAUGAGCGAUUCUUGCUUGGCAUGAAGACGACUGCGAAGAAGGAGCUGGUGCUUCUACACUCUGAACGAUACUGUUCGCCCGGGCUGACGCGACGUUGGCUUAAGAACCGGCUGUGGAUCAAUGGUGGUCACCACCACAUCCAAAUGGCCUUCCGCUUGACUACUGAGCCUUCCCAUCCUCAUCCCAAGAAGUUUGGAACUGUGCUCAAGCAGCGUGUCCAGAUCCUACAAGCGGAAAUCCAGAAAUACACUUCACGACGUAUUCAGCAGACGCCCUUGUAUUCAGCACAGACUCCUUUUAAGGGCGAUUUUCACCGCCUGGCUCGCCGACUAUGCGGCAAAUCUGUCGGACUAGUACUGGGCGGCGGAGGCGCCCGCGGCAUAGCACAAGUCGGGGUAAUCAAGGCGCUUGAGGAAGCUGGAAUUCCGAUUGAUAUCAUUGGCGGGACUUCCAUUGGUUCAUUUAUUGGAGCUCUGUAUGCACGAGACGCCGAUGUGGUCCCAAUGUACGGCCGUGCAAAGAAAUUCUCAGGCCGAAUGGGGAGUAUGUGGAGAUUUGCGCUGGAUUUGACCUAUCCAACGGUCUCCUACACGACAGGUCAUGAGUUCAAUCGUGGAAUCUUCAAAACUUUCGGUGACAGCCAGAUUGAGGAUUUCUGGCUCGAGUUUUACUGCAACACUACCAACAUCAGCCGGUCUCGCGCGGAGUACCACUCGUCAGGAUACGUGUGGCGGUAUGUGCGUGCGUCCAUGUCAUUAGCUGGCUUGCUUCCUCCCAUCUGCGACGAGGGUAGCAUGCUACUUGACGGAGGGUAUAUCGACAACCUCACUGUGGCGCAUAUGAAGAGCCUUGGCGCCGACGUUAUCUUUGCCGUCGAUGUGGGCUCCAUCGAUGACAAUACACCCCAGAGCUACGGCGACUCACUAUCCGGAUUUUGGUCGAUGUUCAACCGCUGGAAUCCCUUCUCCUCUCUCCCAAAUCCGCCUACAUUGUCUGAACUCCAAGCUCGCCUCGCCUAUGUCUCCUCCAUCGAUAACCUGGAACGGGCCAAGAGCCUCUCCGGAUGUCUUUACAUGCGCCCGCCGAUCGAUCCAUACGGAACGCUGGACUUUGGUAAAUUCGACGAGAUUUACCAGGUCGGAUAUGCAUAUGGCAAGGAAUUCCUCGAUCGUCUUAAGAACGAGGGAUCUCUUCCUAUUCCCGAGGAGACGGAAGAAAAGCGCAAGUUACAGCGGACUAUGGCUCCUCGAAGAGCUAGUAUUUGA